AUGAUUCUGCGAGCACAACUCGCAAACCCAAACUAUGGCCCAGUGCCUGGGCAAGACCCGCUGUACAGCUCGUAUAGGGGCAAGGCUCCUCCUUUCCCGGCAGAUAUCACCGAUCCCAUCAAGCCCACCGCCGAUGGCCCUCCGGGAAUCGACGACCUCGUUUGGCAGAAUUUACUCUCUGCUGAGUGGGUCAUCUUUUCGUUCUACCAGAAGGCGGUAGAGAUGUUCAAUGCUACGGCCUUUGUUGAGGCUGGCUACCCCAACACGACAUACGAUCGUAUUCAAGAGAUCCGUGAUAAUGAAGCUGGUCAUCUGCGGAUAUUCCAGAACGAAAUUUCCGCCACUUCUGUCAAGCCUGGGGCUUGCAAAUACUCAUUUCCGUUUGACGGCCCAGCAUCCUUUCUGGCGCUUGCAACAGUGAUUGAGAUUUCGAGCAUGACUUUCCUGACAGGGCUUGUUCAAAUGGCUAAGCUGCCUACCGCUCAUGGUGCCAUGGUGGCGAUUGCUGCUACAGAGACGCGGCACGAGACGUGGACUCUUCUCGACAUCUGGAAGACAAAUCCAUUUGCGGGCCCUUCUGACACCGUCUUUCCUUAUGCUAACGAGAUUCUCGACUUGACCAAUGCAUUUAUUGUUCCUGGGAGUUGUCCGCCUGAAAACCCCAUUUACCCAUUACCAAGACAGAAUCUGCCUCCCUUUUCUCCAGCACGCUCGACCAAAUCAAUGGAGCCGGGUAGCAGCAUCGUCCUGAACUUUACCGACCCAACCAAUCAACCUAAUUUCCGCCGGGGUAUACAGUAUUACGCAACUUUUUUCCACGGUCCCUCUAACAUUAGUGUACCGCUUGAUACAGCUGGUUGGCCCCAUACGGAUAUUGAAGUUAGGAUUCCAUCUCAUUUUGAAGCGCGAGGUAUUAUUAUCGCUGUAGUGACAGAUAAGAUUGGUGCCCCGACUUUAACGACUGUCAAGGCUGGGCCAGUUGUGCUUCUUGAACAACCUGCUGGACUUGGCUUGAUGACAUUGUAA
Molecule: messenger RNA, 1026 nt
Organism: Trichoderma harzianum CBS 226.95
Lineage: Eukaryota; Fungi; Ascomycota; Sordariomycetes; Hypocreales; Hypocreaceae
Exons: 2
Coding region: 1-1026 (341 amino acids)
Source: RefSeq, a predicted model, not a curated record